Carya illinoinensis is the source of this 2050-nucleotide messenger RNA. Its product is annotated as GMP synthase [glutamine-hydrolyzing]-like. The record is from RefSeq and is a predicted model, not a curated record. Gene Ontology annotation, biological process: GMP biosynthetic process. Gene Ontology annotation, molecular function: GMP synthase activity; ATP binding; GMP synthase (glutamine-hydrolyzing) activity. Gene Ontology annotation, cellular component: cytosol. The transcript has 6 exons. The coding region runs from base 130 to 1746 and encodes 538 amino acids. Lineage: Eukaryota; Viridiplantae; Streptophyta; Magnoliopsida; Fagales; Juglandaceae.
CUUCCCGCCAGUCUCGCCCAAAACCCUACCACUAGGAAAAUCCUUAAAAACUCCACCUUUGCUUGUUUGUGUUUUGUGUUAAACCCUAGCAGCCAUAGCCACCACAGCCAACUCUGAAACCAAGGAAACAUGGCCGUAGACCCCAAGGCCGUGAAAUCGGACCUGGUCCUGAUUCUGGACUUCGGGUCGCAGUACACCCACCUCAUCACCCGCCGAAUUCGCUCCCUCUCCGUCUUCUCCCUCUGCAUCUCCGGGACCUCUCCGCUCUCCGCCAUCACAGAACUCAACCCGCGGGUUGUCAUACUCUCUGGCGGGCCUCACUCCGUCCACACACCAGACUCUCCUUCCUUCCCGCCCGGGUUCCCUGAGUGGGCCCAGUCCAACGGUGUCGUCGUUUUGGGUAUCUGCUACGGCCUCCAGCUAAUCGUCCAGAAGCUCGGCGGCGAGGUCAGGGUCGGCGAGAAGCAGGAAUACGGAAGGAUGGAGAUCCACGUGGAGAGGAAUGCCGCCCAGGGGCUCUUCGGGUCGAAAAUGGUAGGGGAUAGGCAGGCCGUGUGGAUGAGCCACGGCGAUGAGGUUGCUACCCUACCCGAUGGGUUCGAGGUUGUGGCACGUAGCCAGCAGGGUGCGGUGGCCGCCAUCGAAAACCGGGCUAAGAGGUUUUACGGUCUCCAGUAUCAUCCGGAGGUGACACAUUCGCCUGAAGGAAUGGAAACACUACGGUACUUUCUGUUUGAGGUUUGUGGAGUCACUGCUGGAUGGAAGAUGGAAAAUUUAUUGGAUGAAGAAAUAAAAGUGAUCAAAAUCACGGUGGGGAUAGAAGAUCAAGUGAUCUGUGCCUUAUCAGGUGGUGUGGAUUCCACAGUUGCUGCUACUCUUGUGCAUAAGGCAAUAGGAGAUAGGCUUCAUUGUGUUUUUGUUGACAAUGGUUUAUUGAGGUACAAGGAGAGAGAACGCGUGAUGGAAACCUUUGAAAGGGAUCUUCAUUUACCUGUUACUUGUGUUGAUGCAACGGAUCAGUUUCUUAGCAAGUUAAAAGGUGUGGUAGAUCCUGAAAUUAAAAGAAAAAUUAUUGGGAAGGAAUUUAUUUCCAUAUUUGAUGCCUUUGCCCAAGAGUUGGAGGAAAAACUAGGAAAGAGACCAGCAUACUUGGUCCAGGGGACUCUCUAUCCGGAUGUGAUUGAAUCUUGCCCACCCCCUGGAUCUGGAAGAACCCACUCCCAUACAAUCAAGAGCCAUCAUAAUGUUGGAGGGCUUCCUAAGGACAUGAAACUGAAACUCAUUGAACCACUCAAACUUCUAUUUAAGGAUGAGGUCCGUCAACUAGGAAAAAUUUUGAAUGUUCCAGAGCAAUUUCUGAAGCGCCAUCCAUUCCCCGGGCCUGGCCUUGCAGUACGAGUAUUAGGUGAUGUAACUGAAGGCAACGCCUUAGAUAUCCUCCGGCAGGUGGAUGAGAUUUUCAUUCAGUCGAUCAAGGAUGCUGGGCUUUAUGAUUCAAUAUGGCAAGCUUUUGCUGUGUUUUUACCAGUAAGGUCGGUUGGAGUUCAAGGUGAUCAAAGAACACAUUCUCAUGUUGUUGCUCUGAGAGCUGUUACAAGUCAAGAUGGAAUGACUGCAGAUUGGUACUAUUUUGACCACAAGUUCCUUGAUGAUGUUGUACGGAAGAUCUGCAACAGUGUUCGCGGCGUAAAUCGAGUUGUUCAAGAUAUUACAUCAAAGCCUCCAUCAACAAUUGAGUGGGAAUGAUGCCUUAUCCAAUGCUUACAGUACGAUGAGGAGUGAGUGAGAAAAUCUGCGGUUGUAUUUGAUUUACUUGUACGAUCAGUUCUUGCCGCAUUACUGCAUAAAAUUUAGAAAGGUUGGCCAGGAGGAAUAUGAGUUGAGCAAAAUAUACAGUGCGAUAGAUUUAUUACUGAAGUCUGGUUGCAGGAAUAUUAUCUGGUUCUACUAGGUAAAUGAUUCCUAAUGGACGACACCAUGAACAUCCUUUGUGGAAACUUCAUAGUGAUAACAUAUUGUUCUACAUUUCAGCUGUAAUGAUUUCUGAAAA